Lindgomyces ingoldianus is the source of this 159-nucleotide messenger RNA. RefSeq lists its product as uncharacterized. The transcript has a single exon. The coding region runs from base 1 to 159 and encodes 52 amino acids. The record is from RefSeq and is a predicted model, not a curated record. Lineage: Eukaryota; Fungi; Ascomycota; Dothideomycetes; Pleosporales; Lindgomycetaceae.
AUGCAGACAAACACACUCGCGCCAGAGUCACGUGUUAAUCAUGGGAAGCUAUAUGUCGUUGAACAUAAUGUCAAGGUGCAUGACCUAGGUAUGUUUGACGAAGAGCAUUUACCCCUAAUUAGUCAGAAUGCGGCCUUACGCGGUGAUUUGGGAUUUUAG